AUGAAUGUCCCAGUGAUUAUUGUUCUGAAGGGCGUCAAGCCAACUGCCGAGAAAAGACUUCACGGCGACGAUCUGGAGUUCAACAGGUUUCAUAGGGCGCUGAGGCUUCUAAUGGACUCCCCUCUCAACAAAUCAAAAAAGAUGAAGAUCUAUAUCCACACAGCCAGGAACGCACUUGUAGAGCUGAGCUAUCUUCUUGAGGUUCCCGAGAACCCUGCCGAUCUCAGCGACGCUAUGUCUUAUUUGUUGAAGAGGAUGGUUAUCAAGUCGUCCGAUGGAACCAUGCUGGGAAAGGUGGUGAAGAAUCCAGUGACAAACCACCUGCCUCCAAACUCCACGAAGAUUAGGCUUUCUCCCAGAGGCUGCAAAAUGUCCUCCAAGGAUUUGGAGUCGUCUUUGGAGAGAGGAUUCGUUUUCUUCAUCGACGUCGGGAGGGAGGAGGAGAGGGAAGAAGCAGAAUUCGACAUGAAGUUGUCGGAUUUCAAGCUUUCUCCUGAGAGCUGUUGCGCCAAAAUAACAAAUAUGUUUGAGGAACUACUGCAGAUCUUCUGA
Molecule: messenger RNA, 552 nt
Organism: Encephalitozoon cuniculi GB-M1
Lineage: Eukaryota; Fungi; Microsporidia; Unikaryonidae
Exons: 1
Coding region: 1-552 (183 amino acids)
Biological process (GO): rRNA base methylation
Cellular component (GO): nucleolus; small-subunit processome
Molecular function (GO): rRNA (pseudouridine) methyltransferase activity; rRNA binding
Source: RefSeq, marked provisional